CACAAAAGGUCAACUCUGUGCUUUUGUGUAUGUGCGGACAUGGAGACACUCAGCGGAAACAUGGAGCAUGUCUCAAAGGUAGGUAGAUACUUUGGGUGUGUGUGUGUGCCUCUUGCUUCAUGCCGUUCAUCCUGAAAGUCUGGCCCACACCCCUUUCAAGAUCUUUACGUGGCGGGAUGUCACAGACUGUGGGGGUGGAAUGGUUUCAAGGACAUCAAUAAACAGCUACCAGUGGAUGUCAUCACGAGCAGGCCAGAAGAAUCUGUUUGAUCCAACGCGAUCCAUCCACUUUACCUGGACAUGCGUUUCAUCUGUGUUCAGGAUGAUGCCUGGACAUUAUAGUCAGAGCACUUCUUUGCCCCCUGUCACCCCAGGCGCCUUCCGGCAUGAGGGCGUGUCCACUGCAUCCCCAGUCUUCCCAUUGGUCAAUGAAGAUGAGGAGGAGCCAGAGCCAAGUCCUGCCAAACAGACCUCUCCAGACCAAGUGAAUGGAGCCCCAACCAAACCAGCUUUUAUUGAUGGCGACAGGCUGCUUCAAUCAGAGUCUGUUACAGAUGCUGGUGACUGGGAUGACAUGGCUCUGACCAAUCAGAUGACCACGUCUCUGCCUGCACCUGCACACACAGUCAACACCGUUACCGCCACCCAAGACAACGCCACUCUCGCAGACAGCUCCUCCUCCUCGUCCCCUGUAAAGAGCACCUCCCUUGCAGGACUGACCUCCACCCUAGGGGACACAACAUACCCUGUCCCUGCUGGAGGCCACCUCACCACCUCUACUCCUCCUGUUUUAGAUACCACCCCACCUCCAUCCCAUGUUUUAACACCGAUCCAGUCCUCUGUCCAACCCAGCACCCCAGCACUGACCCCUGCUCCAACCCAAACCCUCACCACGGAGCACACCAAGACCUCCACCCCAGUACAUGUCCCUGCCGGCUCGCCUCACCAGGAGGUUCCAUCAGAGCUCACCGUUGGAGAUGAGGACAAAGGGCCACACCUCCACUCUCCUCUGGACCCUUUGCUGGCUAGCCUGGUCUCUAUCUUUAUCAUCACCACAGCCAUUGUCUCUGUUGUCCUCUUCCUCAAAUUCCGCCAACGGACCGAUCACCCUGACUUCCACCGACUGCAGGAUCUACCCAUGUCUUGUCUUCCUGUCCAGGAUGACUUGAUGGAAGGCACACCACUUUCCAGAUACACUUACACCUACUGAUGACGGAACCCUCUCAUCAUCAACAGUCAACUUUACUUCUAGCCCAGCUACACAGCAGACACCCAAUCGACCACCGUUUUGGAUCCUGGCAAAGCUUUUGACUGGAUUGGAGGCCCUCGGCCAGUGACCAUGUUGCCUCACUAUGAUUCCCCCUGCUGAGCAGUUUCCAAUUUGAUUGUAUUAUGUUAACAAUUAGAAGGCAUUCAAUACCCAAUCAGGGGUUGCAGUAUUAGGACAUCAGAGGUUCCGUUUCGACAUUAGGCCAACACCAUCAUUAUUCCCUUUGAAGCUUUCAGACGUUUCAUCUGCACAGAUGUCUGUUUUGUUCUUUGUAAUGUACCCCCCCCCCCCCCUCCUUAUACAGGUCAUACACAGCACAGACCACUUUAUUGUGCUAUAGAAACAGUCACAGUGCCCUCUAGGGGAUAUGAGUGGAAGUGGUGUCCCCAAAUGAGUUGGUAAUGUAUGAAGAAAACACAAUGCCACAUUUGAUGAUGUUGCCAAGGACCAUGAUAGAGGGGAAAUAGACAAGGAGUGAAAGAUGCUUACUGUAGAGGGACCUUAGGUGAUUUAAAUGUUCACCAGUCUCCAUGUUAUGGGACUAUUCUAAUCCAUGAACUGGCCAAACAUUUUUUUUAAAUAUAUCUUGGCAAGUCAGUUAACAAGUUCUUAUUUACAAUGACGGCCUAGGGUUAACUGCCUUGUUCAGGGGCAGACCGACAGAUUUUUACCUUGUCAGAAAAUUUAUUAGCUCUAGCUCUGGCCCAACGCUCUAACCACUAGGCUACCUGCCGCCCCAUGAGUGAAGUAUUCUUUCAAACCUGAAUGCCUAGUGGGUUGUCUUAACAAGGGCUUGAGUUUCUUGAAAAACACCCAUCCUUGGUCUUACUUGCAUGAGAACUGGUAAAGAUUCUGUAAUUGUAACCCCAAAAAGGCAGGGUAGCCUAGUGGUUAGAGCAUUGGACUAGUAACUGAAAGGUUGCAAGAUCGAAUCCCUGAGCAAACAAAGUCAAAUUCUGUCGUUCUACCCCUGAACAAGGCAGUUAACCCACUGUUCCUAGGCUGUCAUUGAAAAUAAGAAGUUGUUCUUAACUGACUUGCUGAGUUAAAUAAAGGCAAAAUAAAAAAACAUUUAACCAA
This is a messenger RNA of Oncorhynchus nerka (sockeye salmon), 2350 nucleotides long. RefSeq names its product mucin-1-like. NCBI's taxonomy places the organism in Eukaryota, Metazoa, Chordata, Actinopteri, Salmoniformes, Salmonidae. The transcript has 5 exons. The coding region runs from base 200 to 1210 and encodes 336 amino acids. The record is from RefSeq and is a predicted model, not a curated record.